UUAUUUUUUUUUAGGUUAUAAUGGUUUGUGUAUCUGUCUAUGAGUUAACAUUGAUUUGGAAGUUACUUGUUUUUGAGAUUAAUUACACAUUUUUUUGUCCAUUCCUACUCAAUUUGACAAGUCGAGAAGAGAUAAGAGACAAUGUCAGAUGCUGAGGGCAGCAAUGACAUCACAACUAUUGAAAAUCCCUAUGCAUAUCUGGAGAGGGAUUUUUCAUCAGAAAAUUUCAAAAUCGAAGUGAAGAAUUUACCCAAAUUUUAUGGCAUGAAUGAAUUUCGCAAAUUGUUGAAUGAAAAGUUGAAACUGCACUCCAACAAAAUAAAAACUACUAGAAAAAACAGCCCAUAUGCAUUUGUGUGUUUCAGAAAUGAAGAAGAUAGGGAAAAUGCCAUCAAUGUUCUUACAAACUAUAAGUGGAAAGGCUAUGAUUUACAGAUUUUGAAAGCAAAACCUGCUCCUGAUCCACUGGUGAAAAAAAGAAAGGAGAAUGCUGAAGAUCUUCAUUCUAAUAAAAAAACUAAAACUGAAGAAGUUUGUUCCCAAGAAGAAAAACUUAAGAAUUCAACUAUUCCUUAUCACAAUGUGGAAUAUGACCAACAAUUGAAACUGAAACUGGAAGAUAUAAAGAAAGUUUUGAAAAAAUUUGGCAGUGAACUUUCUCGUCAAAACACGGAACUGAAAAACUGGAUAGAAAAACAAAAGUUUCUUUAUGAUGGUUUGCCUUGCGAGUUACUUGAUAUAAGAUUUUCUGAUACGACUGAAGGGUAUCGAAAUAAAUGUGAAUUCACAGUUGGAAUUGAUGAAGAUACGAAUCUGCCUACAGUAGGGUUCAGAAUAGGAAGUUACGUGAAGGGUACUACAGCUGUGGGUCCUGUCGACAACCUUGUACAUAUUCCUGAGUCCAUGAAGGUGGCAGUCAAGUGUAACUUUUUCCCUUCCCUUUCAAUGAAUGGACUUCAAGAGAUUUUUCAAGAUUAUGUACGAUCUUCGGACUUGAAAGUUUUUGACCCUGAACAUCAUACUGGGCAUUUCAGACAAUUAAUGGCAAGGUCAGCACAGAACCAGUUGAUGCUUGUUGUGGGUAUUCACCCUCAAGAUCUCACAGAUGACCAAUUAAGUGAAUUCAAGACAAGUAUCGUUGAAUAUUUCUCUGUUGGAAAAGGAACACCCGCAAAGGUUACCUCUUUGUAUUUUCAGAAAAUAGUCAAAAAAAAUCAUAGAGAUGAUAUAGUGCCAACGGAACAUCUUUGGGGCGACACACAUAUUUAUGAGACAAUUAUGGGGUUGAAGUUCAAGAUAUCACCAGAGGCAUUCUUCCAGAUAAAUACUAAGGGUGCAGAACUCUUGUAUAAAGCAGCUAUUGAAUUGGCAGAGCCUUCUGAGAACUCUACAGUAUUGGACGUUUGUUGUGGAACUGGGACUAUAGGACUUUGUUUUGCAAAUAAAAGCUCCCAAGUUUUGGGCAUAGAAGUAAUUCCUCAGGCGAUAGUUGAUGCCAAAGAAAAUGCAACUUUGAACAGCAUUGAAAAUUCAGAUUUUUUUGUCGGGAAAGCAGAGGAUAUAUUAGGAAAUAUAUGUUUUAAGGCAACUGGGGAAGAUGUUAUAGCUGUAGUAGAUCCUCCCAGAGCAGGGUUACAGAAAAGAGCAAUAUUUCAGAUCAGAAAGAUACCAAAAAUCAAUAAAGUAGUUUAUGUUUCAUGCAAUCCUAUGGCAGCUUUGCAAAAUUUUGUGGAUUUUGGCAGACCGGAAUCUAAGAAAGUCCAUGGAGUACCUUUGGUACCAACAAAAGCUGUAGCAGUUGAUAUGUUCCCUUAUACUAAACAUUGCGAGCUUGUGAUUUGCUUUGAGAGGUGGGAUAAAAUUUCAUCAAAACAGCUUCAAUCUGAAGAGCUGGUCUCUUAGACAUCAAAUGUUUAGUUACAUUUUCUAUUAUUGUAUAUAAUUUACAAAUUUGUUAGAAAAUAAGGAGAAAAUAUAAUUAAACAAAUUCAAAGUUGA
Messenger RNA from Leptinotarsa decemlineata (Colorado potato beetle), 1998 nucleotides. RefSeq names its product tRNA (uracil-5-)-methyltransferase homolog A. Gene Ontology annotation, biological process: RNA processing. NCBI's taxonomy places the organism in Eukaryota, Metazoa, Arthropoda, Insecta, Coleoptera, Chrysomelidae. Gene Ontology annotation, molecular function: RNA binding; RNA methyltransferase activity. The record is from RefSeq and is a predicted model, not a curated record.